This is a messenger RNA of Thalassophryne amazonica, 1349 nucleotides long. RefSeq names its product major histocompatibility complex class I-related gene protein-like. The record is from RefSeq and is a predicted model, not a curated record. Gene Ontology annotation, biological process: immune response. Gene Ontology annotation, cellular component: external side of plasma membrane. NCBI's taxonomy places the organism in Eukaryota, Metazoa, Chordata, Actinopteri, Batrachoidiformes, Batrachoididae.
UUGUUCUUUCUUCCCUUUGUUUCUCCAGUCAGACACACUGUGAAAUUUUUUCUCACCGCGACGUCUGGAAUCUCCAACAUCCCAGAGUUUAUGGGUGUUGCAAUGGUGGAUGAUGUUCCAGUGGGAUACUGUGACAGCAGCAUCAAGAGGGCCACAUCCAAACAGGGGGACUGGAUGAAAAUGUUCUUUCAGGAUAAUCCACAGCACCUGGACUGGUACACCAAGGAAUGUCGUGACUCACAGUUUUUCUUCAGAGACCAGCUGGAGAGUUUAAGGCAGCGCUUCAACCAAUCUGAAGGUGUCCACACUUACCAGAGGCUGAACGGCUGUGAAUGGGACGAUGAGACUGGAGAGGUCAAAGUUUAUGAUGGAGAAGACUUCAUUGUAAUGGACAUGAACACACUGACCUGGAUCGCUCCAGUGCCGCAGGCUGUCCCCACCAAACUGAAAUGGGACACUGAGGAAGGCAGACUGGAGUACAAUAAGAUUUUCUAUAUCUAUUUAUGUCCUGAAAAACUGAAGAUGUAUCUGAAGUAUGGAAAGAGCUAUCUGCAGAGAACAGACCUCCCCUCGGUGUCUCUCCUCCAGAAGUCUCCGUCCUCUCCAGUCUGCUGUCAUGCUACAGGUUUCUAUCCUGAUAAAGCCGACAUAUUCUGGAGAAAAGAAGGACAACAGCUUUUUGAGGACGUGGAUCACGGAGAGCUGCUCCCCAACCACGACGGAACCUUCCAGAUGAGUGUGGACCUGAACCUUUCAUCAGUCAAACCUGAAGACUGGGAGAAGUACGAGUGUGUGUUUCAGCUGGCUGGUGCCAAAGACGACAUCAUCACCAAACUGGACAAAGACGCCAUCUGGACCAACCACGAGACGCCCAGUGACGUCUUCGUCCCCGUCAUUGUUGCAGUGGUUCUUCUUGCACUUGUUCUGGCUGCAAUCGUUGGAUUCAUAGUUUACAAGAAGAAGAAAGGAGCUAAAUGUCCUCCGUCUCAGACGCCCAGUGAUGUCCUCGUCCCCGUCAUUGUUGCAGCGGCUGUUCUUGCAGUUGUUCUGGCUGCAAUCAUUGGAUUCAUAGUUUACAAGAAGAAAGGAGCUAAACGUCUUCUGCCUGCUGACAGCAGCUCUGAGGCCUCACAGCACCUGAAUCCAGAUGCCACGACAACAUGAACACUGUUUUUGGAUUCAUAUCUCACGGGAAAAUGAGGAGAUGUCUUCAUGCUCUUCUGUUCAUCUGUAAACUGGGAGUAAAUUUGUUAUUGAUGAGUAUAUUAUUUUACGAAUUAAUCACAGUUUUAGAAUUAAAAACAAUAAACAUGUAAAUUCUCUGUACGGGAGAUUAUUGUGCAAAUAUC